AGGACAGGGCGCGAGCGCCCGGCGGGGGCGGAGGCGUAGGCGCACUAUCCCUCCGCCUUCUGGGGGGGGACGGCCGAGAAGCUCUGAGCUGCACCCCGGAAAAGAGGGCUGGGAGCUGAGGAAAGCAAAUCAAAACAAGGACUUGGAGCACCCGGUUGUGCCCCAGUGCUCAGAGGACCAUGUUACUCGGGGCUGUUUCUCAACAGCUUUUCCCCUCCUGGCUUUCUCUCUGAGGGAAGUCCCGGAGCCGGGUCCGAGGAAACUAAGAAGAGGAGCGAAGAAAUCUAGAGAAGAAGACAGGAGACGAACCCGCACUUGUCCCCGAGGAAAGAAGCUGAGGGAAUCUUUGGUCCUUUUGCUUUCUCUUUUUUCCCCCCCCAUGAACCAGGCUCGAGCUGGUCCCCGAGAAGAAUAACAUUUUUUUUUUAAGCAGAAGGGAAAAUAAAAGACAAUUCUUUGGUUGCUAAGAGUGAGUGAAGACUUUCAAAAUGGCUCAGGGAACCAGUGAUCAGAGUGCAGUGGGUAUUGCUGAUCCAGAAGAGACUACUCCAAAUAUGAUCGUCUACAGAAAAAUUGAAGACAUCAUUACAAAGAUGCAGGAUGACAAGACAGGCGGGGUACCCAUCAGGACAGUAAAGAGCUUUCUGUCCAAAAUCCCCAGUGUUGUCACAGGUACCGACAUUGUGCAGUGGUUUAUGAAGAAUCUUGCCAUCGAAGAUCCAGUUGAAGCAAUACACUUGGGAAGUCUUGUAGCUGCCCAGGGUUACAUCUUUCCCAUAUCAGACCAUGUCCUUACCCUGAAGGAUGAUGGCACCUUUUAUCGAUUCCAGGCUCCAUACUUCUGGCCCUCCAACUGCUGGGAACCUGAAAACACUGACUAUGCCAUUUAUCUGUGUAAGAGGACAAUGCAGAAUAAAGCAAGAUUGGAACUGGCAGAUUAUGAAGCUGAAAACCUAGCAAGACUCCAGAGGGCCUUUGCGAGAAAGUGGGAAUUCAUCUUCAUGCAAGCGGAAGCCCAAGUGAAGAUUGAUCGAAAGAAAGAUAAGACAGAAAGAAAAAUUUUGGAUAGUCAAGAACGAGCCUUCUGGGAUGUCCACAGACCAGUGCCAGGUUGUGUGAAUACAACAGAAAUGGAUAUCAGAAAAUGUCGUCGCAUGAAGAAUCCACAAAAGGUCAAAAAGUCAGUGUAUGGAGUGACAGAAGAGUCUCAGUCCCAAAGUCCUGUGCAUAUACCUGCCCAGCCAAUCAGGAAAACUACAAAAGAGGACAUCCGAAAACAGAUAACAUUUUUGACUGCACAGAUAGAUAGACAUCGUUUAAAGAUGUCCAAAGUAGCUGAAAGCUUAAUUGCUUACACGGAACAGUAUGUGGAAUAUGAUCCUUUGAUAACUCCAGCCGAACCUUCCAAUCCAUGGAUCAGUGAUGACAUCACUUUAUGGGACAUAGAGAUGAGCAAAGAGCCCAGCCAACAGCGUGUAAAGAGAUGGGGAUUCUCCAUUGAUGAGGUACUAAAGGACCAAGUGGGGCGAGACCAGUUCCUUCGUUUCCUGGAGUCAGAAUUCAGUUCAGAAAACCUCAGGUUCUGGUUGGCAGUCCAAGAUCUCAAGAAACAACCUUUACAAGAUGUGGCAACUCGGGUGGAAGAAAUUUGGCAAGAGUUUCUGGCUCCUGGAGCCCAAAGCGCAAUCAACCUGGAUUCUCACAGCUAUGAGAAAACAAGUCAAAACGUCAAAGAUCCGGGCCGAUACACAUACGAGGAUGCACAGGAGCACAUUUACAAGCUGAUGAAGAGUGACAGCUACACCCGGUUCCUUCGAUCGAAUGCUUACCAGGACUUACUACAGGCAAAGAAGAAGCCAGAAAAUGAGCAAGGUCGUAGAACUUCCUUAGAAAAGUUCACUCGCAGUGUGUGCUGCUGGCGCAGAGUAAGACUGGCUACCGCGUUUCACCCCAGAGGUGGCUACCUUCCAGCAGCCGGGAAAGUCACUGGUGGGCAAGCGUCUCACGGGCCUGAUGCAGUCCUCCUGACAGUUCCACCGGCUGAGACAGGAGCCGCUGACCACGUGGGCGGGCGGCGCCGCUCCACAUCUGCGGAGAGACUAACCUUAAGGGGCGAUCUGGUUACUGUGAAAGAAAAAGAGUGAGGGGGAGAAGGGAGGGGGAGGAAAGGAGAACGUGCCUAGGACUGGAUGGGGUGGAAAAUGGCGAGAAGAAUAAGAAACCAAGAGCAGAGCUGCAGAGAUGCCGCUUUAUAUAGUUUACAUCAACAUUUUCUUACCUGUAUAGCUUUGUUAUGACACUCAGUUCUCUCCAAGGUCCUUGUUUCUUCUCGCCUGAAUUAAGGGAAGAACGCCUCACUGUGAACAAAGGGUUUCCACAGGGCCAAAGUUUUCCUGCUAUGAAUUAUUACUUGCUAUCCUUAUCAUUGUUAUUGUUAUCACUCUUAUUAUGAUGAUAAUGAUUACUGUUCAAAAUAUCUUCCCUUAUGGGAAAGGAGAGAAAGGAGAGAUAGACUGAGCACAGUCAGUAUUCAAUCCCAAUCUCCCUUUUCUCUGGCAUACCCACAACUGUAAUAGGUACAGCCUGCUCCCGUCACGGCCACCCCUCUGCCUCCAUCCAUCCCCUCUUUGCGGCUACCUAGGCACAAUAAAAUAACCACCAGAAGCCGCUUGCACCUAAGAAGUAUGAUUCAUUUCUUCUGCACACUAAAACCACCCUAGGGGUUCCCUUCCCCCAUCCCCUCAAGCCCUUCACUCCCUCUGAGGCAGACUUAUAGAAAGUGCUCUGAUUGCCUUUCUCCGUAGUUGUUGCCUCCUGGUUGGGGGAAAUCAAAGCAUCCGUGAUUCCUUCUCCAGAGAAAGUAUCAGUGCAUAAGGGAGAGCCAUAGAUUUGUUAUUUAAGGCCUGAAAGAAGACUUUUGUCAUUUUGUCGUUGACUUCUUACACUCGUUCCAAAGUUAUGUUCUCUCCUACUUUAUUCAAAGACUGGAAGGAAUUGUGGGGAUAUUGGAGUUCUUCAGGUUUCACCAACCCAAGAGAAAGAUGAAAGAAGGGGAAGACUCCCAAGGGGGAGCCAACUGGAUAUUUGGCAGGUCAACAAUUCACCCACUGGUGAAGUCUCUCAAUAAGGACUCAGUCGUACCCAGAAGCAACACUAGUGGGAAGAGAAUUGACAAUACCCACACAGCGCAUCUCAAAUAUUGUGCUGUACACAUAAGGAUCAGAGAAAAUGAUACAGACAAAAUAAUGCCAAUUAUUUGGUGGAAGAACUAAAUGAACAUGGGCAAACUGGGUCUAGAUUACUUCCCAAUCCCCACCCCACCCCCACAGAUGUCUGUCAUAAGCUACCAUUUGCCUGAGUGCCACUGCUCCCUAGUGAACCCCAGAUAAGACUACUGACAAAUCUAUAGCCAAACAAGACUAUUCUUUUCCAAGUCAGUUGCUCAGUCAUCUCUCUUUGAUUUGUUUUCAGCCACAUCCCUUUAGAUAUUAUAAAGAGAAAGCAAUAGAAAUAAAAUAAUUAUCAUUAGUGAUUUCUUGAUUCACAUGUGCAAUCCUUUCGUGGUGACUAAAGGAUGCACUCAGACUUUGCACACCACCACUACCACCCCUGGACCCCGUUUUGUUACUUGUUUCAUUUCCCACCCAAACUGCUGAAUCAGUACCCUGUAAUAGAUUUUAUUUUAUCCAGUCAGAUCCCAGGGGAUCCAGCCUUCCAUCUUCCAUGGUUGAUCUGUCUUGGGCAUCAGCAGAUUUCCCAGUUUCCAGUCUUGCCAUACCUCAGUUUCUCUUACCUGCAAAAUGGAGAAAUAAGCAUAUUUGCUCCCAUUUGGUGGGCUUGGUGGGACAUCAUGCAAUAAAUAUAAACAUCCUCAGAGCACCUUGGAAGGCGGAUGUCAAGAAAUAAACUUAAGCUGGAAGGGGAUGAACUUGGAUCACUGUACCUGAGACCUUGUCCCACAUGUUGUAGCAACAACAGAUUGCCAGAAGGGGCUAUCAAUUCAGUGACCCCAGGGUAUAACCUGCAUCAGAGAAUGAGUAGAGCAAAACUACAGGGUGAUAGGGUCUGGGAUACAGAUGCAAAAAAAUGGGUCCCUUUCUGGAGUUUCUUUAUAGGAAUCAACCCCAGAUAAUUUAGACACUGCAUGCCCUGUGUUUGAGCCUAACUGUGGGAAAGGCCACAGAGUCGUUAUGUUCUUCUGUGUGCAUGAGCUGCUUGAGACACUCUCAUUUGACUUUUGACACCCCCCUCCCAUCCUACUGCUUUUCACACCCUGCUUGCUCUCACAUACAACUAACCCAUUUCCAAAUUCAGCCAGAGAGCCAGCUAGUAUGUCUCCCAGGUCCCAAAGCAUAGCACGUUGACUUCACCGUAUUCUUAGGUCACCAAGAGCAAAUAGAACUGGCUAGUGACAAAGGGAAGCCUUGAAAGGGGAAGUGCUAUGGGUAAAUCAGUGAAGUCCUCUACAAUUGAUCCUUGAGCACAAGCACCACAGUCUUCUUUCUCAAGCCCCAGGUGGCUUGCUGCCUAUAAAUUGUGUUUCUUGGCACUUUUCUGUGGCUCUGGAGUGGACUUUCCAGGUCAUGUUGUCAUCAGAAUUAUCAGCUCUCCAUUGAAAUCAAAGGUCCAUUGGAUGGAUGGGAUUCUCUAACCUGAGAUCUUGGUCUCAGGCAUUGUCACUGAACUAAGCCAAGGUCCAGGGAAACCUCUUGGAGUCCUAGUCGAGGACAUUUGGCCUCCAAUCUUUGUGAACUCAACAUAUUUGAGAAAGCUCCUUAGACCUCCAAGGAGAGAAAGGCAGAGGAAAGCUCAACCAAGAUUCUCAAAGUGAGUGGUCCAAAGCUCUCCUAUGAAGCUACAUCCAGAGUGCCUAGCCUUGGACCAGUCCUUCCACUAGCCUGACCUCUGUGUAUUCCCAGAGGCACUAGAGGGUAGAGCCAGACAAAGAUCCAAACAAAUUUCUUGUUGCCCUUGUCUAUUCCCCUUCAUUCCUACCUUUUGCAACAACGCUGAGUAUACUCAGUGGGCCCAAACUUUGAACCAGAGACUCUUCCCCAUGCUAGGGUGCACUGAUAAGUAUGCCACUGAUACCCUGUAGAAUGGAAUACUGAGGAAGUGUCAAGAGAAACAACCUCCACCCAGCAGGCAAAGUAAAUUCUCAGGAUGACAGUGCACUAAGCAGAAUUUCUAGGAUAAAAGGAUAUCUAUACUUACUUUCUCCAAUAGAGAGGAAGUAAAAAAGCAUGGGUUACCAGUAGGCAAAUUCCUAAUUUUCUUCUGGAACAAUUCUAUUACAUGCAAUAUAAUAUCAAUACCAAUACAACAACAUUUAUGAGUUAUCUACUAUCUAUAGUACUGUAUUAGGCAUUGGAGGGAGUACCAAAUUUAGACCAAUCUAGAUAAGACACCAUCCCUAAAUUUAAGGACUUUACAGUCAAGUAGAAGGAUAGAUAAGACACACACAGAAGUAACUGUAAUACCCAUUUCACGAGCAACACCUUAGAGAGGUAUCAGCACAUUGAGAGGUCUGAGGGAGAAGAUAUUUUCCAGCAAAAGGAAUCAGAGAAUGCUCUUGGAGGAGAUAAUAUUUGAGUUGGGCUUUAAAUGAUCAGUAGGAAUUCACAAGGCAUCAAGUAAUAUGCUCCUCUGAGCUAGCAAGGUGAGGCAUCAAGAAAGCUGUGUUCCUCUCGUUCUGUUAGAAGAUACGGGUGAGAACCAGAAAGAAAGUGGCACCAGGUGAUCUGAAUCAAUUUCCCACAGCCACAGGCCAAUAGAAUCAGUAUCAUCCAUUGGCUGGGAAUUUUGUUAGGAGUAUCCUGAGCUCUCUCUAUCAAAACCAGAGCCCUUCCAUCGAGACUCCAAGUUGCUGCUUUUACUCCAGGGAAGCCAAUAUUUGCCCUAGCAAUGAACCUUUUCCUAGUCUUGGUGUGUUCAAACUACCUCACCUCCUAGCUGAUGCACUAGGAAACUGCCACCGGCUUACUUCCUUUGCUAUUUACCCUUUUCUUUAAAAAAAAAUCCAUUUCUCUUCUGUCCCACUCCACAUGCAUGGAUUUCAAAAGUUACUUCUGAGAUCCUUGCAGGGAGGCUAGAAAGGGCCAAGCGACUUUAAGUUCUCUCGCUCUCUCUUCAGCAAAGUUUCACAAAGCUUCCUGUUCCCACUGAGCCAUUACAGUGAAUUAACAAUCAAGACGGUGUUCAUGUUCUCUAGGCAAAAGUAAUAAAGUGCCCCUCAAAAGUGCAGUGACCUCAAGGUCAAGCAUUAGUAAACACCAUGGUCUGUAGUAUAGACAAAUAGUAGACAAAUUAUGCAAUAUUUACCCGACCCAUGAUUCUGCCAAAGAGUUGCCGAUGCCCACAACCUAGAAAUGAAUGCUACACGGUAUUAAGGCAUUGUUGGAUAGUACCAGAUGGCAGUUCCAGGGUCAUGAUGUAGUAAAGUAGACUCUGUAGCAAUAAAGUCCCACAGGUUAGUACAGUGGAACAGUGCCAGGUUAUAAGAGUUGGAAAGCCGUGGAGAAAACUACGGGGUGGGGGGGGUGUUCAUGGAAGUAUACAAAUGGCAAUCUAGUCAAAUAUACAAGGGGAGGCACCUGGGCUCAGCAGCAGAGGUGAGACUCAAAUAUUACAAACUCUGCCUUUAUUUUGCUGUGUGGUAAAAGGACAUGUCUGAAUGGUCUCUACUGUACUGCAUGUGGUUCUCAGUAAUUUAUUAUUAUGGAUUUUGGGGGCAAUUGGACUCCAGAACCAAACUUGCUAGUGUGGUCUGAAAAUAAACAACUCUAACCCCACUGCCUACCCAGCUAAUUCUGUAUGACUCAAUGGGUGAGGGAGCUGGCUUUCUUGGGCAGUGAUU
Dromiciops gliroides (monito del monte) is the source of this 6856-nucleotide messenger RNA. It is a transcript of the gene RGS6, whose product is annotated as regulator of G protein signaling 6. Gene Ontology annotation, biological process: regulation of G protein-coupled receptor signaling pathway; G protein-coupled receptor signaling pathway; intracellular signal transduction. The record is from RefSeq and is a predicted model, not a curated record. NCBI's taxonomy places the organism in Eukaryota, Metazoa, Chordata, Mammalia, Microbiotheria, Microbiotheriidae. The transcript is spliced from 19 exons. Bases 489 to 2144 code for a protein of 551 amino acids. Gene Ontology annotation, molecular function: GTPase activator activity.